Molecule: messenger RNA, 1676 nt
Organism: Cornus florida
Lineage: Eukaryota; Viridiplantae; Streptophyta; Magnoliopsida; Cornales; Cornaceae
Product: wax ester synthase/diacylglycerol acyltransferase 11-like
Exons: 5
Coding region: 38-1462 (474 amino acids)
Biological process (GO): triglyceride biosynthetic process
Cellular component (GO): plasma membrane
Molecular function (GO): diacylglycerol O-acyltransferase activity; long-chain-alcohol O-fatty-acyltransferase activity
Source: RefSeq, a predicted model, not a curated record
CUGACUGGUCAGUGGUGGACGAAGCUCAAGGGCUCUGAUGGAGUUUCAGCUGCCAGAAGCAGUAUCAAAACCUGCGAGUCCUAUUUCACAAUACUUCAACAGCUCUGUGUUAUCAAUCUCCAUUCUCGCUGUCCUCGAAUUAGAAAUCCCAAUGGAUGACUCCCUAACCACUUCACUCAUCAAGGAUGUCUUCUUACCCAUCAACCCACGCUUUUCCUCCAUCAUGGUUGGAGACAAGAAUGGAAUGAAGAAAUGGAAAAGGGUUGAAGUGAAGCUAGAAGAUCAUGUACAUGUCCCCAUUUUCCCGGAGGGAAUGUCACCAGAGUUGUAUGAUGAGCAUUUGAAUGACUACUUAGCAAAUAUAGCUAAGGAUCAACUUCCACAAAGCAGACCAUUGUGGGAAAUCCACAUAGUUAAAUACCCAACAAGCAAUGCAGCCGAGAAUAUUAUAUUUAAGCUUCAUCAUGCACUUGGGGAUGGCUAUUCCCUAAUGGGUGCUCUUCUUUCUUGCCUACAAAGAGCUGACAAUCCUUCUCUUCCCUUGACAUUCCCUUCAUGUCAAUCCAACACCAAACUUAAAGGUAAAGUUAACACCAUUUUCAGGUUCGUGCCUCGUGUUCUUGCCGGGAUCAUCAACACUUCUUUGGAUUUUGGAUGGAGUCUUUUGAAGAGCACUUGGCUUGAAGAUGACUUGACGCCGAUCCGAUCUGGUGACGGAGUGGAGUUCCGGCCAUUGACUGUAACUACUAUCAUAUUCUCUCUUGAUCACAUCAAAGAGAUUAAGGACAACCUUAAAGUGACUAUAAAUGAUGUUAUUACUGGAAUAAUCUUCUUGGGGACUAGACUGUACAUGCAAUCUGCAGCAAGCCAUGAUCUAGGCAAUAGUACUACACAUUCUAGCUCUACUGCGUUGGUGCUGCUCAACACUCGGAGCGUAGGUGGCUACAAGUCCGUCAGUGACAUGGUAAAACCCGACGCUGAGAUGCCAUGGGGGAACCAUUUCGCCUUCUUGCACUUGCCGAUACCUAAUUUAACCGAUGAUGACUGCUCUUCAAACCCUCUCAACUUUAUCCUUAAAGCACAUCAUCUAAUGAAAAGAAAAAAAAACUCUUCGGCUGUUUAUCUCACUGGUAGGCUACUUGAAACCAUGAGGAAACUUAAAGGUGCUGAGGCAACGGCUAAGUAUGUCCAUAGCACUUUGAAGAACUCGAGUAUGGCCAUUUCGAAUAUGAUCGGGCCGGUGGAACCAAUGGCUUUGGCUAAUCAUCCCAUUAGCGGAUUGUACUUCACAGUGAUUGGAAGUCCACUGAGUUUAUGUAUAACAAUGGUGAGUUACAUCGGAAAGCUAAGGGUUGCUGUGAGUGCAGAGAAAGACUACAUAGAUCCCCUCAAGUUCAACCCAUGCAUCAACAAGGCCUUUCAGAUCAUUCAUGAAGCAGUAGUCCACAAGUACUCUUCAUAAUUAAAGCUAUAAAUGCACUCAAGCUCAUAUGAAUUUCUCUCUAUUUUUUGGACUUCAUUCACCAUUAUGGUUUACUACAUCAUUUUCCAAUAAAUCAUUUUUAAUAAAUGAUAUAUCUUUCUUUGUUUUGGACGACUCUGUGGUGUGUUGUUUAUCAUUAUGCUUGUAAUGUUACCAUUAAUAGUAAUAUGAAAUUAUGAACAUUAUGUCAAUA